AUGGGUAGUUGCGAUCACUACCCAAUCCUGAUCAAGCCCAACUUGUCGGUUACCAACCCAAAAGCCCACAAGAGCUCUGUCUGGCGACGAAACUUGCGGCGCAGCAACCUGGACGCCUUUGGCCGCUGGAUCACUCAAUUUUGCUGGAAUACCAUCUUGAGCCUUCAGACGGCUAGGGAAAAAUUUGAGCGGUUCUAUACUGUCAUCACUGACGCUGUGAACACUUAUCUUCCCUUGCAGAGAGUUCAAGUCUGUGCCACAAACAAACCCUGGAUUGGCACAUCACUUUGUUCCUUGAUUGCUCGCAGACAGAAGGCUCUUAUCACCCUCGGUAAAGACUCUCGCCUGUACAAAGAACUCAGGAAUCAAGUGCAAAGAGAGUGUAAAGUAUGCAGAGAAAGAUACUAUUCCAACAAAGUUGCUGCGCUUAAAGAGUCAAAUAUUUCUCGCUUGUGGCAGGAAGUCAAAUGUCUGAGUGGCUCUGUUGUCUCAAAUGAGUGGUGGCACCAGCUGAUGGAUGACUCUACCCCGUCGGUCCAGAUUCUUGCUGAAAGAUUCAAUGAGUUUCUUCUUGGUCUUACGUCUAAUUUCGCGCCCAUCAGCCAGCAAGUUACCUGCUCGGGGCCAGUCCCCCCUGAACUGCUUAUCACCCCUGGAAAGGCGUUUAAAGCCCUAAGUCGCAUCAAAGUGAAGAAGUCAUCUGGACCUGACCCAAUCCUCAGUGUCAUAUGGAAGGAAUUUGCCCCUGAACUGUCUGAUGUCGUCUGCAACCUGUACAAUUUCUCAUUGAUGGAAGGCUUUGUUCCCCAAGAACUGAAGGAGUCGAUUGUCCAUCCAGUGCCAAAGUGCUCCCCUCGAAAGACUCUGAGUGAGGACCUUAGACCCAUUACCCUUACUUCUCAGUUAGCUAAAGUUAUGGAGGGAUUUGCACUUGAUUCGCUCUUCGCAUGCGUUAAGGAUAAGCUUGACCCUAAACAGUUCUCUGUAACAGGGAAGUCUACUGUGCAGGCCCUGGUGUAUUUUCUCCAUUGCAUCCUUGAAUCGCUUGAAAGAGCCCGACCACAGCGCGUCAAAAUCAGUGGCCACACCUCAUCGCCUGUGUUCCCUAAUGGGGGCAUACCACAAGGCACUAAGCUUGCUCCACUAUUGUUUGGUAUACUUGUAAACAGGCUAGCGAGCACUUGGCCAUAUCGCAUUAAGUAUGUUGAUGACACCACUAUCUUUGAAGUGAUUCCCAGGUGCUCGCCAAGUUAUCUGCCAUUUAUUGCUAAUGAUAUUUGCAAUUUUGCUACGGAGCGUGGGAUGAGACUCAACCCCAAAAAGUGUCGGGAAUUAGUCAUUAAUUUCCUGCAGUACCAGCCCUCGCCAGGUAAUGCCCUGCAACACAUGGGCUCCGUGAUUAAAAGGGUUGAAAGCUACAAAAUCCUCGGUGUCCACAUUAGCUCAGAUCUAUCGUGGAAUAAGCACGUAGACUAUGUAGUUAAGAAGGCAAACAAAAGGCUCUACGCUCUCCGGCUCCUUAAGAUAUCUGAAGUACCGGUCCAGGAUCUUGUUGCCAUCUAUUGUGUACUCAUUAGAUCUGUUGUGGAGUACGCAGGUCCAUUAUGGGCUAAUAUACCAGGGUUCCUUGUCUACAUUGUUGAGUGCAUCCAAAAGAGGGCCCUCCGUAUCGUUUUACCCCAUCUACGAUACAAGGAGGCCUUGGACGCCAGCGGGCUCCAAAGUCUUGCUGACCGCAGGCGCGAGCUUUGUAUCAGUCGCAUGACCUCCGCUAAGGAGCUAGAACCCCUUCGAUCUGUAAUUACUGGAGGCGUAAUUAAUAACGAGCAUGAAUACUCACUAAGAUCCGGCAGUAUGAAUACCUACAAACUUAUUUCUGUAACUAAACGCUUUGGUGACUUUGUAACUUAUCGAUUUCUGUAA
This is a messenger RNA of Nematostella vectensis (starlet sea anemone), 1923 nucleotides long. RefSeq lists its product as uncharacterized. The record is from RefSeq and is a predicted model, not a curated record. The transcript is spliced from 2 exons. Lineage: Eukaryota; Metazoa; Cnidaria; Anthozoa; Actiniaria; Edwardsiidae. Bases 1 to 1923 code for a protein of 640 amino acids.